Messenger RNA from Culicoides brevitarsis, 1084 nucleotides. It is a transcript of the gene Pcmt, whose product is annotated as protein-L-isoaspartate(D-aspartate) O-methyltransferase. The transcript has 5 exons. The coding region runs from base 94 to 780 and encodes 228 amino acids. Gene Ontology annotation, biological process: protein modification process. NCBI's taxonomy places the organism in Eukaryota, Metazoa, Arthropoda, Insecta, Diptera, Ceratopogonidae. The record is from RefSeq and is a predicted model, not a curated record. Gene Ontology annotation, molecular function: protein-L-isoaspartate (D-aspartate) O-methyltransferase activity. Gene Ontology annotation, cellular component: cytoplasm.
GCCUUCUUUGUUUUGAUAAAUUUUUCACAGUUUUCCAAUUAAAUUUCCAUCAUUGCGAGACAUUCUGCACUCUUAACUUUUAUAAGAUUCUGCAUGGCUUGGCGAAGUACAGGUGCAAAUAAUCGCGAUUUGUGUAAUCAACUGAGAGAGUACGGUGUCAUUAAAUCAGAUGUAGUCUACAAUGCCCUUGCAAAUACCGACAGAGGAUUUUACACACAAACAGCUUAUCCGUAUGUCGAUUCUCCGCAACGAAUAGGAUAUUCAGCAACAAUUUCCGCGCCUCAUAUGCACGCCUACGCUCUCGAACUAUUAAAAGACCAUUUAAAGACAGGCUGUAGAGUACUCGAUGUCGGAGCAGGCUCUGGCUUUCUCGUUUCCGCUUUUGCACGUUUUUUGAAUCAAGACAAGGCUCCCAAUCCAGAAAAUGGUAUUGUCGUCGGGAUUGAACAUCAUCCAAAACUUGUUGAAUUAGGAAUUAAUAAUAUUCGACAAGAUGAUGCUUCGUUAAUCGACAGUGGACAAGUAAUGAUCAUCGAAGGCGAUGGAAGAUUGGGCUACAAGGAAAAAGCCCCGUAUGACGUAAUUCACGUUGGAGCAGCAGCUCCUGAGACACCGCAAGAGCUUAUAAAUCAAUUAAAACCGGGAGGGAGACUGAUUGUUCCUGUUGGUCCUGCCGGAGAUACACAAUAUCUGGAACAGUACGACAAAAAGGCUGAUGGCACAGUGACAAAAGAGAGGCUUAUGGGUGUCAUGUACGUUCCCUUGACUGACCUGCAAUGAUAUACGAGUUUGUUACAUUGUUGUUUCCAAGUCAUAACCCUUCGUUCGUGGAAAUUCAACUUUUGCUUGGUGAUAAUUGUACUAAUUUUGGUUCUGAUCAAAUAUUUAAGCAUCUUCGGCGUGUUCUAAAUGAAACACAAUGUAACAAUUAAUUUUAAAUAGCUUAAAAUUUACGAAAUUAAAUUUAAUUUAGGCCGUUCCAAAUUUUUUUUCGAUGUUUUUGUCCCAAAAAAAAAAAAUUUUCAAAAUGGAGGGGGGGAAUAAAAAAAAGUUUUGAAAUAGUUUUUCAUACAAAAUGACAAAA